AUGGAGGGCGCCCCGGAGAGCGAGAGGGAGAACUUCUCAUGGCUUGCGCUCGACGAGCUUGAUGGCGGUAUGUCACUUCUAUACUCUGAACAUCUCCCUCAAUCACUCGAGCCCUCUGUCAACCUUCUGCCGGUUCUGUCACCCCUUCAUCCUCUGUCACACACCCUGUCUGGCGGCUCCUCUUCUACCUCCACCUCGUUUCCCGGGACACCUGUGCGACCGCUCACUCCACCGGGUCUACCGCUUGAACGUACGCUCUUACCGGAGCAAAUCCCACUGCUAUCCUGGAGACGCGAUGUGAAGCAGUGCUUCGAAGUCCAAUGUCCGCGCUGCGACGCAUGGAUUCGCACCGGAGCGAAGUUAAAGCCUUCUCUGAAGCCUCUCGAAGCUCACAUGCAGGGACGCCGAUGCAAUCCCUCCGCCGUCCUCGAAGCGCGCGUGCGUACCGAGGCACAGCUUACACGCAAAGCGAUGUUACCGCAACCUGGCUCGGCUUCGUCUUCAACGGCCUAUAAUCCCAUCCCGUCAUCCUACGUCGUCCCCCGGCCAGAGCAGGUUGCGGUCAUGCAGUCUGCGCCGGCGGCGGCUUUUCCAUCACUCGGCCUCGGCACGUUCAUCCCCACGAACUACGGUAAUGCAUACAACUUUAUGUCCGCACCACCGACUGGAGCCAACGACUCGAAGUUCAAGCUCGUCGCUGGUGAACAUAUACUGAAGGCGAUGCGUGGAGUGCACGAGGAACUGCACGGGCUACGGAUCGUUCCAUCCGAGUUCCCGUGCGGCUUCUGCGGACGGCCCGAGCGGCUGAGCGAGUGCCCGUACUACAAAUUGUUCUUUUAUCAGCCGAGCCUCAAGUCGUCAGGAACGACACCGUGCACAAAUGUACCGAUUGUAUGCAAGAUUCCCGGCUGCAAAGCGGAAAAAGACGGGAACUGGAGCGCUGUAUGGAAGUACAAUAUGCGUGAGCAUAUCCGCGUUUUUCAUCCAUCCUAUAGCCUCGACAACGUUGGGUUGGACACGCUGAUACCGCUUCCACAAGCGACCCUCCAUGAUAUGUACAUCUCAGACGAAGAGGAGCGGGGUCUGAGAAUACCAGAGACCAAUGUUCCAUAUAAGCCACCCCUCCCCCCUCUCGAGUCCGACGCGGCGACCUCAGGUACAACUUCUGCGCCUUGGAAGGCUACAGGCUUCGGGGCCGGAGCCAAGCGUCGACGUUUGCGGGGACCAUAG
Messenger RNA from Rhodofomes roseus, 1230 nucleotides. RefSeq lists its product as uncharacterized. The coding region runs from base 1 to 1230 and encodes 409 amino acids. NCBI's taxonomy places the organism in Eukaryota, Fungi, Basidiomycota, Agaricomycetes, Polyporales, Fomitopsidaceae. The transcript has 4 exons. The record is from RefSeq and is a predicted model, not a curated record.